AUGAAAGGCGCCGGCGUCAGUGGCGCCCAUGUCGAUUGCCAUUCUCACACCAAAAUUGACCUCGAACCUCUCCUUGGUAAAGCCCCAGCGUGGACUCCACGGAAGAAGAUCAGAGUCGUCACGGUGGGCGCAGGAUUUUCCGGGCUCAUGUUUGCACACAAGCUACAACAUCAACAUCCCGACGUGGGAGCAAUGGUAGACCACCGUAUCUUUGAGGCGAGGCAUGACGUUGGAGGAACCUGGUUGGUCAACACAUACCCAGGCAUUCAGUGUGACGUGCCGGCUCAUAUCUAUGCAUUCCCAUUUGAUCCCAAGCCGGAUUGGAACAACUUCUACGCCUCCGGGGCCGAGAUCCAAGCAUACAUCCGGAGUACCGUCGAGAAAUGGGACUUGGCGCGUGACGUGAAGUUCAAUCAUCGAGUCACCGAGGCCAUCUGGCAGGAGGAAACGGGUCAGUGGAAACUGACGGUGGAGAAGAAUGGCCAGGAAACGUUGACUGAAUACGCCGACGUCCUGGUUUCCGGGCAAGGCGUGCUCAACAAGUGGCGAUGGCCCGACAUCCCGGGACUGAUUGACCGGUUCCAGGGCCACAAGUGUCAUUCAGCGGCGUGGGACUCUGGGUACGACUAUGCCAACAAGCGCAUCGCCGUCAUCGGCAACGGCUCCUCGGGCGUCCAGAUUGUGCCCAAGCUAGCUCAACUGCCAGGGACGCGGAUCACGGCCGUCCAACGAAGUGCCAACUACGUAUAUAUGCCGCUGCCGCCGGCGACGCUGCUGGGUCGAGAGGGCGACACUCGAGCGAACCCACCCUUUACCGACGAGGACAAGAAACGCUUCCGCGAGGACCCGUCCUUCCACCGUGACUACCGCCGGAAGAUCAUCCACCAGAUCAACACCGCAUUCAAGAUGUAUCUCAAAGAUUCGGUCGCGAACAAGGCUGCGACCGAGAUCGCGCGGCAGCAAAUGGCGAGCAAACUCCAGCACGAUCCGGACCUGUGCUCCAAGCUGAUUCCGUCGUGGCCCUUGGGUUGCAAACGUAUCACGCCGGCCGAGGGGUUCCUCGAGUCUCUCUUACGCCCUAACGUCCAGCUAGUUAGUAGCCCCGUCACUGCGGUAACCGAGGACUCGAUUAUGACCGCCGACGGACAGUCUUUCCAAGUCGAUGUGAUUGUCUGCGCCACGGGGUUCGACGUCUCGUUACGACCGCAAUGGCGCAUGAUCGGUCGCCACGGCGUCGACCUAGCGCAGGAGUGGGCGGUGGAUCCAGAGUCCUAUCUCUCUAUAGGGGCGCGAGAUAUGCCCAACUUCUUCAUGUUUCUUGGGCCCAACGCUGUCAUCGCCCACGGCUCUCUACUAGAGGCCAUCAAUUGGACCGGCGACUAUAUCGUGAAGUGGCUUCGAAAGAUCGCCACCGAGGAUAUCAAGGCUGUCACGCCCAAGUCGCGAACAGUGGACAACUUGAUCCGGUACGGGGACAGCGUCCAUAAAUCUUUAGUCUGGUCGGAAGGCUGUUCGAGUUGGUUCAAGCGCAACACGGUGGACGGAAGGGUUACGGCGGCCUUUGCGGGAAGUGCCUUGGUCUUCCGGCAGUUGAUCUCGGAGAUCCGAGCCGAAGAUUUUGAUAUCGAGUACCACGAUGACAACCAGUGGGCCUUUUUGGGCAAUGGAUUUACCGAGUAUGAGCUGAAUCCGGCUAACAGUCUGUCAUGGUACAUUGAAAACUAG
Messenger RNA from Fonsecaea multimorphosa CBS 102226, 1725 nucleotides. RefSeq lists its product as uncharacterized. The record is from RefSeq and is a predicted model, not a curated record. Bases 1 to 1725 code for a protein of 574 amino acids. The transcript is spliced from 2 exons. Lineage: Eukaryota; Fungi; Ascomycota; Eurotiomycetes; Chaetothyriales; Herpotrichiellaceae. Gene Ontology annotation, molecular function: flavin adenine dinucleotide binding; NADP binding; N,N-dimethylaniline monooxygenase activity.